AUAUCUAAUCGAAAAAAAUAAAAAUCGUGUUUAUUAGAUUGCGUUCUAUUAAGUAAAAUAUAUAUGGCCGCGAGAAUGACAUAUAAUGACGGAAUGCCAGAUCAACAAUUUCUUUGGGAUGUGUUUCAAAGAGUGGACAAAGACAGGAGUGGUCAUAUCUCCGCAGACGAGCUACAAGUGGCCCUUUCGAAUGGAACUUGGUCUGCAUUUAAUCCCGAAACGAUCCGUUUAAUGAUUGGAAUGUUCGAUCGCGAAAAUAGAGGAACCGUAUCCUUCCACGACUUUGGAGCAUUGUGGAAAUAUGUAACGGACUGGCAAAAUUGCUUUCGGUCAUUUGAUCGUGACAAUUCCGGCAAUAUAGACAAAACUGAGCUUAAAACAGCACUGACGUCAUUUGGUUAUCGUUUGUCUGAUCAACUAAUUGACAUUUUACUUAAAAAAUUUGAUCGCUUUGGACGUGGUACUAUUCUUUUUGACGAUUUCAUUCAAUGUUGUAUAGUGCUAUAUACUUUAACAACUGCGUUUCGUCAGCAUGACACGGAUAUGGAUGGAAUCAUUACAAUACAUUAUGAACAGUUUUUGAGCAUGGUUUUUUCUUUAAAAAUAUAGUCUUAAAUAAUAAACAUUUUAAUAAAUGCAAAUAUUAAAAGCCUU
This is a messenger RNA of Drosophila ficusphila, 654 nucleotides long. RefSeq names its product programmed cell death protein 6. Gene Ontology annotation, molecular function: calcium ion binding. NCBI's taxonomy places the organism in Eukaryota, Metazoa, Arthropoda, Insecta, Diptera, Drosophilidae. The coding region runs from base 64 to 609 and encodes 181 amino acids. The transcript is spliced from 3 exons. The record is from RefSeq and is a predicted model, not a curated record.